AUGAAGCUAUUGAUUCUGUUUCUCCUCACUUUGUUCUUGGCAUCGUUUUUUUCUAUUUCCUCCGCUUCAUGUUCAAACUUUAACUUCCCAUCAUUUGCGACAUGUUCUAAUCUUCCAGUCUUGAACUCUUUUCUCCACUGGACCUAUAACCCAUCUUCCAGAACCCUAAAAGUAGCUUACCAACACACCGUGGAUUCUUCGCCGACAUGGGUUGCAUGGGCUAUUAAUCCCACGUCAAAAGGGAUGGUGGGUUCCCAGGCGAUCAUUGCAUACCCUAAACCUGAUGGAAGUAUGAAUGUCCACACAUCACCAAUCAAUAGUUACGACACAAAGUUGCAACAAGGCAAUCUUAGUGUACCCGUAUAUGAUUUAUCGGCCUCCUAUUCCAACAGUGAGAUCACAGUUUUUGCUACUUUUGUACUUCCUAGCAAUACCACUAGUAUAAACCAUGUUUGGCAAGAUGGUCCUUUACUUGGGACUACUCUUGGAAUGCAUGGUGUUUCACCAGAUCAUCUUCAAUCCACGGGGAUGCUAAACCUUUCUUCCGGACAGACGGUGACCUCGAAAGGAGGGAAAAACUCAAAGAUCAUCUUGCGGAAUGUUCAUGGACUUGUAUGUGCAAUCAGCUGGGGGAUGUUGAUGCCAAUUGGAGUUAUGGUAGCUAGGUACUUGAAGGCGUUCCAACCAAAAUCAAGCACAUGGUUCCGCCUUCAUCGUGGUUUGCAGUCCUUCGCCUUCCUGCUCGGCAUAGCCGGAUGGGCAACUGGUCUUUAUCUUGGCGUCACUUCUCCUGGUGUUCAACAUAAGAACCAUAUGGCCAUUGGCACCACCAUCUUUGUCCUUGGACUGUUUCAGGUUUUUGCUCUCUGUCUACGGCCCAAGCCGGACCACAAGUACAGAUCUUACUGGAACAUGUAUCAUCAUAUUGUUGGAUAUGGAGUUCUGGGUUUGAGUGUGGCCAAUAUCUUUAUAGGAUUCAGCAUCCUACAUCCCGGACAAAUAUGGAAGAUUUCCUACUAUGUCACACUUGCCCUUCUCAUAGUUUCAGCGCUCCUAUUGGAACUUUUUUCUCAGGUCAAAACGUACAUGCAAGCCAGGAAGAAGCCAAAUCAAGAGAAUAUUGGUGCUUGA
This is a messenger RNA of Cornus florida, 1131 nucleotides long. Its product is annotated as cytochrome b561 and DOMON domain-containing protein At4g17280-like. Bases 1 to 1131 code for a protein of 376 amino acids. Lineage: Eukaryota; Viridiplantae; Streptophyta; Magnoliopsida; Cornales; Cornaceae. The record is from RefSeq and is a predicted model, not a curated record. The transcript is spliced from 3 exons.